Sorex fumeus (smoky shrew) is the source of this 1071-nucleotide messenger RNA. Its product is annotated as poly(rC)-binding protein 1-like. Gene Ontology annotation, molecular function: mRNA binding. The transcript has a single exon. Gene Ontology annotation, biological process: regulation of RNA metabolic process; regulation of gene expression. The record is from RefSeq and is a predicted model, not a curated record. Gene Ontology annotation, cellular component: nucleus; cytoplasm. NCBI's taxonomy places the organism in Eukaryota, Metazoa, Chordata, Mammalia, Eulipotyphla, Soricidae. The coding region runs from base 1 to 1071 and encodes 356 amino acids.
AUGGAUGGUGGUCUGAGUGGAAGCGCAGCUGGAGUCCAGACCAGCCUCACCCUCCGGCUGACCAUACAAGGCCUGAGCCUAUGGAGCUACAACUCCCAGGAGAGGGAGUUUGCGAGGCGCCUCCAGGAGGGGAGCGGAGUGCAGGUCAGUAUGCCGGCAAAUAACUGGCCCGAGCGCAACCUCACGCUGAGUGGCAGUAGCGACGUGAUCUUCAGGGCCUUGGUCAUGAUCAUCGACAUGAUCCAAGAUAAUAUCGGCAGCACACUGUCCCUCACCGAGGGCCCGCAGCCGUUCGUCACCCUGCGGCUGAGGGUGCCGGCCUCGCAGUGUAUCAUGCUGCUCCAGGAGGGCGACUCCAGAGUCAGGGAUAUCUGCGCUCACACAGGGGCCCAGGUGCGUGUGUGCUGCGGCUUGCCGCCCGGCGACAACGAGCUGUCCAUGACGGGCAGGCCACACUGCGUAAGCGAGUGCAUGAAGUUGAUCUGCCAGGUCCUACUGGGGAUGCUCGCUGGGAUCCAGCAGGAGCGAGGCUGGGUCCUUGCCUACCAGCCCUCGCCCCGCCCAGCUCUCCAGAAUGAUGGUCACGACCAGGCUGCCGAAGGCUCUACCUCUGCUGGAGGCCACUUCUAUACCACGGGCCACUCCUGCGCUGCCGCCGCUGCUGGCACCCCCAACACUGGGAGCGACUCCCAGGUCACAGGCUACCCGCAGCCCCUGCCCCACCCGCUGGAGCCGCCACCCCCACAGCCAGGUUCCAGCCACGGGCUGUCCGCCAUGUUUCCAUUCUACGGGCCUGAGGAGCAGCCAGCCAGAUCCUGCAGCGGGGGUGCCAGCAAAGCACCUGAGGAGAUCACCCACGAGCUCAUGAUUCCCAACAGCUUAAUUGGCUGCGUCAUCGGCUUCCAUGGAGCCAACAUCAGCGAGAUCCGCCGCAUUUCUGGUGCCCAGAUCAAGAUCUUCCCGAAGGAGGAAGGCAGUUCUCUGAGACUGGUUAGGAUGACUGGUACACUGUCCAGUAUCAUCCUUGCCCACUCUAUGGUCAUUUAUAGCCUGAACAACAAGAGGCAUUAG